Molecule: messenger RNA, 2451 nt
Organism: Tetrapisispora phaffii CBS 4417
Lineage: Eukaryota; Fungi; Ascomycota; Saccharomycetes; Saccharomycetales; Saccharomycetaceae
Gene: PTA1
Product: RNA-processing protein PTA1
Exons: 1
Coding region: 1-2451 (816 amino acids)
Cellular component (GO): mRNA cleavage and polyadenylation specificity factor complex
Source: RefSeq, a predicted model, not a curated record
AUGGCGGUGUUACCUGAGAUCGAACAAUUGGCUAAGGCCAGGGAACUGGCGAUGGAGAACAGUCCACAGGAUAUGUUGCCUAAGGUUCUGGAGACAUCGUUGGCGCUGUACCGUAACGCUAGCACCAGCCAGGAGUUGAAGUUGGAGCUGGCCGUGUUUUAUUCAAAAUUAUACACUGAUAUUUUGAAUCAUGAACAGAUAUCUAAUAUUGAAAAACCUUUUAUUGCCUCGAAGAACUUUGACUAUUUGUGGGAUAUUUGUAAAGCAAUGGAUGAUGAGCUGGUGUUCAAGAACUGUACGUUUGCGUUUGCAAAAUGCUACCCUAUGUUAUUUGACAUUGUGGCCAAGACUUCGAAUCAAAAAUUGUGGGAUUCGAUGCAGGAGAUGAAACAGUUUAUAAUAUCAAAAUGGAGUCCUCCAUAUAAUUCAGCUUCAUUGAGCAUGAUGUUUGUCGACACGAUCCUGUUGGACUUGCCAAAAAACAUUGGUUCAAAAUUAGCCAUCGCAAAAUUUAUGGCCGAAGUCAUCAUUGUCCAAACAUCUGCGACUCCAAGUUCAUCUAGUGGAUCAUCAAAUAAAUCAAAUACUGAUGUACAAACGGAUGUAAGUAUAUCAUCUGUGCCAAAUAGCCAUCCUGUUAUUUCUAAUAAAGCGCAAUUGGAUGCCGAGGCCAAGAAACUAUUGAACUUGCUAUUAAACUAUUUAGUAGAAGAGCCAAUUAUGGUUCCUACAAUGUUCAUGGGUGUAAUCGACUGUUUGUCCUUUAUUAUCAAGAGUAGACCCCAGUCGGCAAUACGCAUCUCUUCUGCUCUACUGAGAUUUAAUAUUGAUGCGAAAUUCCAGAUAAAAGAGACUUCAUCGUUAAACUAUAGAUUAUCAAAGAGAUUUGUGGAACGUUCUUACAAAAAUUUCGUUCAAUUUUGCUUAAAGGCUCAAUUGAUCAAGAAUUCAGGUCAAAUGUCAACUAUUUACACAAAAUUAUCAAAAAUAUCACAGACAUUACAUGUCAUUGGUGAAGAGACUAAAAGUAAAGGUAUUCUAAACUAUGACAAGACACAAUAUAAAAAACCAAUAACUGACAAGGAGAAAAAGAAAUACUUGCAAUUGUUGCAGAAAAAACAAGCACAAAGACAGGCAGCACCAAGCCCUUCGUCCUCCAAUUCAAACUCAUCAUCUAAUAGUUCUGCAAUAGAUGCAGGUACGUCGAGCUCAAAUAGCAAUAGCAACAGCUCGAGUGCAUUGACCCAUACUGUUAGUCCACCAGUGCCUGAAGAGAGUACAUCCACCGUUGAUAGAACCACACAACAAUUGAUGGAUCUUCAGAACUAUACGUUAAGUAAAAACUCGAUACCUAAUUUCUUCAACUCGUCUCCAAUUGCAUUUGACAACUCAUACGGUGCUAUUUAUUCAUUAAUGAACAGUAAAAACUCAAAUCAAGAUAUAUCCAAGUUAUCUCAGGAUACUAUGAUCAAGCUGUGUAGUGAAGCUUUCUACAACACAUCUGCGUCAAAAUUGAUAUCAGCUUUAUCCAUUGUAGCGUCCAGAUACACAGAUCUUAUGACCAAAAACCCACAAACUGGUAAGAAAAGAAAAUUUGAUGUGGAAGGUGAAGUGUUCGAAAAUGAAUCUAAUAAAAGGAUAAAAAAUGAGGAUGAGGAAGAUGAGGAUGAGGAAGAAGAUGAGUAUAAUAUUGAUGAAGAGAACCUAGAGGUUUCAAAUUCUGAUCAAAAUGAGAUAGGCUAUAUGAAACCAUUAGAAUUAUCUGAAGAUGACAAAAUGAAACAUUUAAAGAGGAUUGUCAGUAGAAUCAUGAAUAUCAAAGACUCUGAAAAUGGAGCAGAUAGUACCACAUUUAUAAAUAAAGACAUUGAUCCAUUGCAAAAAGUUAAGUUAUUGCAAUGGGACAACAAAGAAUCGUGGUUACACAUACUUACUAGAUUAGCUAUCAGAGGUGUUAGCCACGAUAAUCAGAUGAGUAACUUAAUAAGAGAAACAAUAUACAAUUACUUCCUUGAGGAUAUAAAUGAAAGGAUAUCAGUAGCCAUCGAAUGGCUGAAUGAAGAAUGGUUUUACGAGACCUUUUCAUCUGAGCAAGAACCUGACGUCAAAGAAGAGGACGGUGAAGAUGAAAGCAACUACAGAAAAUGGUCCUUAAAACUGUUGGACGGUUUAGUCCCAUUCAUCGAAAACAAGCAUAGAAGGUUAUUCAUCAGAUUAAUCAGUGAGUUACCAAGCUUCUCACAAGAGCACAUCGAUAUGAUUAGACCCAUCUGUCUGGACCCAGCAAGAAGUUCCCUAGGGUUCCAAUCUCUGAAAUUUCUGAUAAUGUUCAGACCACCAGUGAAACCAUUUAUCAAGAACUUCUUGGAACAAAUUAAAAACGACGACAACUCAAUGGCAGAACAGUGCGACGCCAUCCUGUCAAAGUAUUACCAAGAGACCCCAGUUUGA